This is a messenger RNA of Tetranychus urticae (two-spotted spider mite), 2721 nucleotides long. RefSeq names its product innexin inx2. Gene Ontology annotation, cellular component: gap junction; plasma membrane. NCBI's taxonomy places the organism in Eukaryota, Metazoa, Arthropoda, Arachnida, Trombidiformes, Tetranychidae. Gene Ontology annotation, biological process: phototransduction. Gene Ontology annotation, molecular function: gap junction channel activity. The record is from RefSeq and is a predicted model, not a curated record.
GAAAAACUUGAUUCUUAACUUUUCUUGUUCUGUGUUAAUCAAAGUUGGACCAACAACUCAUCUGGUGAAAGCCAACAAUUUUUUGCUCAACAUCGAUAUUUCUCAUGUUGUUUCGCCAAUAUUUUGAUUGUCAUCAUUACAUUAAUUGUAAUUACUUUUGUGUUCGUCAACAUUCUAGGUCCACCACCAUCUUUGGAUUAUUUAUUCCCAUUAAUUUAACUUAACCAACGGAAUAUUUAUCUACAAAUCUUUUUUUUAAACAGACCAAUCUUUGUAUCAACUUUUUUUUAUCAAACUUAUUCCAACUCAAGCAUCUUAUUUUCAAUAGACUGUGUGCCUUAAACUUGCCUUAUUGGAUUAUUUUCAUCAAAUUUGAUUCUUUUCUACGACUGUUAACUACAUUUUAUAUCAUCAAAUAAUUUUUCACCAUCAAGAGUUGUACUUGAAAAAGGAAGGAGAAAGACUCUUUAAGCUUGCCCGUUCUUAUUUUAGUUUAAUUUAAUUUAAACUAAACUAAUAGUCUACGGAAACUUAUAAAUUACCAGCAGAAGGAAAGAAUAUUCCAGUCCAAUUGAAUAUAAGGCAGCUACAAGCACUACCAAAUUUAAACCAUGGAUCAGCUAUUUAGUAGCCUUAAAAGUUUCAUUAAACCACAAACAUGUAUCACGGACAACCCUAUUUUCCGUUUACAUUACAAAUUCAGUGUUUGUAUUUUGGUUGCAUUCAGCAUAAUGGUAACAGCUCGUCAAUAUUUUGGUGAUCCCAUUGAUUGUAUUUCCCGUGAUGAUAUACCAAAUAAUUUAUUGGAUACAUUUUGUUGGAUUCACACAACCUUUUCCAUUGAUGAAGCUUGGUUUAAAAAAGUUGGUUCCGAGGUUCCCUACCCUGGUGUAGAUAAAACUACCGAUGGAAAGAAAAAGAUUUACCAUGCCUAUUACCAAUGGGUUUGCUUUGUUCUCUUUUUCCAAGCUCUUUUCUUCUAUCUUCCCCGUUAUUUUUGGAAAACCUUUGAGGGAGGCAAAGUUCGUAACCUUAUUCUCGGACUAAACAACCCAAUCAUCUCAGAAGGAGAUAAAAAACGCAACCUUGAGCUACUCGUUGAUUAUCUCAUGCGAAAUUUGAAGCAUCACAAUUUCUCCUUCUACAUGUAUUGCUUGGCUGAAGUUUUAAAUCUUCUCAACGUUAUCUUCCAAAUGAUUAUGAUGAACCGUUUCCUUGGUGGUGAAUUUCUUAAAUAUGGUAUCAAUGUUCUUGCCUUUUCGGAAUGGGAUUGGUCUCUUCGAUAUGAUCCAAUGAUUAAAAUUUUCCCUCGUCUUACAAAGUGUACCUUCCAUCGUUAUGGUUCUUCAGGAGAUGUUCAGAAACACGAUGCCAUGUGUAUCUUGCCAAUCAACAUUAUUAACGAAAAAAUUUACAUCUUCUUAUGGUUCUGGUUUGUUUUCCUUUUCUUCUUGACCCUUGGUAAUCUUGUUUACCGAGCAUUGACCAUCGUUUCAUCCAAAAUGCGACUCAGCAAGGUUCAAACAAACUGUCGCCUAGCCAGCCGAGAUGCUCUAGAAAGUAUACUUAAUAAAGGUGAUAUUGGAGAUUGGUUCCUUCUUAAUUUACUUUCCAAAAACUUGGAUCCAAUCAACUUUAGAGAUUUGGUGAACGCAUAUUUCCGUCGACUUGAAGGAGGAAAAGCUGCUGAUGCUGCUAUCUAAACAAAGUAAAAACACAAAAAGUACCCAGAUUAAGAUCAUCAUUGAUUCAAUGUGUAUCUUCAUCUGUUAUCAUCUUCCUAACUUGUAAAAGCUCGUCAUCAUCGUCAUCAUCAUUGAGAAAAACAAAAGGAAAUAUCGUAAACAUAGUAAAUUCAAAUGAUUACAAGGUUAAAAUUGAAAGAAACAAAAUCACUACCAAUUAUCAAAAAGAAGAUCAAAAGAAGUGCUAAUUAUGUUUUUCUAGGAAAAUCGAAUGAUUCUCAACUUUUCGCAAUAAUUAACAAUUUUUCUUUCAUCAUGGAUCAAACAAAAGAAUACCCACCAAGAAGAAUUUGAUCAACGAAUCAACCGUUUAAGACAAUGUAUAAAGAUCAAAUAAUCAAAUAUGCCAGCUAAUCAACAGCAGCAAUUCAAUAGCAAAUAAGUCAUAAUUAUUUUUAAUGAUGGUAUUUUGGAUGGAGAAUGUCAAUUUUUUAACCAAAUUUACCAACAAUUUAGCAAUACCAGAUAGAUUUCCUAUCGACUCUUUUUGUUUGCAAUCAACUAUGCAAAUCCAGUCAAAUCAAUUUUGUGGGACCAAACAGUAAUGGUUUUAUUUCUUCGUCACAUUCUUCCUUCAAUCAAAUACCAACGAACUUAAUAAUCUAUUAGGACCAUGUCUGCCUUUUUUGCACAAAAAACGAAUUAAUCAAUUUAUACAUUAUUACGACUUAUACCGGUUAAUGAACAAUUGACUCAAACAUGGAAUCAAAAAGCUCACUUUUUGCUAUGUUGCUCCAUUUUUUGUAGUUUCUACAGUUUUAAGAAAAAAAUUUAAGAAAAAAGAAUGAUUUAUAUACCAUGUUACGACGAUUCAAAUGAAUGUUUAUUUUCUCUUUAUUCAAGCAAUUCAAUCUUUGGAUCUUCGCUGCCUUAAUUUAACAAAAUUAAUUCACCAAUUGUCUUUUUUGCUAUCAUUCUGUGUUAUUAAAGAUACAAUCAAGAUGCCUUCUUACUUUAAAAGAAUGAAUAUCAAAAA